UAUAUUUGUUUCAUAAAUGUUUUCAUAAACAGAUGCCAUGAAGCAAUAUGCUUCUCAUGUAAUAAAGAGGAAGUAAGAAGUGUUGAGGAGAAAAAGAGGGGCAAAUUAUGGCUCUGGUUGGACCAACCCCCUUUUCAACUUUGGUUCCUCCCACUCCCUCAUGGGGAGCGUAACCGAGCAGCCAAUCCCCACAGCUUAGGGAGGACAGCACACGCAUGACGACAUAACAGCAACAAGCGGCACACACCCAGUAUAAUUUCUCUGUCUCUUUGUCAAUAAUGCAGAUGCACUGACUGUAAAUGCACAGCAGCAGGAUAUUGCUCCCAACAGUGUGUGGUAGACUGUGCUCAUGCUGAAGUAGGCAUUCGCGAGAACGUUUGUGAAUGUUUAAUCUCAUUUCCCAUUUACAGGAGUGGAUAAGGCUUGAGCUAAAAGAAUAUCUAUAGUUGCUUUCUAAUGCUGGACUAUUAUGGUCCAGCUUGAGAGCACCAAGUGCAGUUUUCUCCUUUGCCUUGGAAUCUGCAUCCUAAUCUGUUUCACCAUCUACCUGAAAGUCAAAGUAUCCAAUGUCCCUCAAGCUAUUGGCCCUCCAAAUGUCAUGAGCUGCCCACCCCUGCCCGACAACUGUCCAAUUCUUCCGUCGCCAUCUCCUGGGUUUAAAUGGCAGCGAAAUAACUGUAAGGAGAUCAGCAGUGUCAACAAACCCGAAGUGAACUGCACUCGAUUGCGGUCAGAACUUCACUUCAUUAUGAUGCCACUGAGCAAAGAGGAAAAAGAGUUUCCUUUGGCUUUCAUCAUCACCAUACACAAGGAGCUAGAAACAUUUGUGAGGCUCCUGAGAGCGAUCUAUGCACCUCAGAACGUCUACUGCGUUCAUAUUGACGCUAAAGCACCAGAAGAAUACAAGAAAAGUGUCCAGAACUUGGUAAGAUGCUUCCCAAAUGUCUUCUUGCCAUCUGUCAGCGAAAGGGUGACCUACGCUGGCUUCUCCCGUCUUAAGGCUGACAUCAACUGCAUGAAGGACCUGGUAAGAUCUCCAAUAAAAUGGAGAAGAGUUAUAAACUUGUGUGGCCAGGACUUCCCCAUCCAAAGCAACCUGGAGUUGGUCCGGUACAUGCACAGCUCUGAAUGGAAAGACCGGAAUAUGACACCCGGAGUCAAGCAGCCGCCAACUAUGCAGCAUAGGACUGAGUUUCAGUACGAAGAGGUAAAAGACUCCCAUGUGGCACGAAAGAGCAAGGGUGCAAAGAAGGGACCUCCUCCACACAACUUGACUAUCUACUUUGGGACUGCUUAUUACUCCUUGACAAGACAGUUUGUGGAAUAUGCGCUCAGCAGUCCGGUGGCCCAAGACUUGCUGAAGUGGUCUAAAGAUACCUUCAGCCCUGAUGAACAUUACUGGGUAACAUUAAAUCAUUUGGAGGAAGCACCCGGCAGUUUCAUCAAAGGCGGGUGGGAAGGCAAUAUUCGUGCAAUCAAAUGGAGGGACCAAGAGGGAACUGCACACCAAGGCUGUGAAGGACGAUACGUCAGGGAUAUCUGCAUCUUCGGGAUUGGGGAUUUACCAUGGGUUGUUAACAAAGACAGCAUGUUUGCGAAUAAAUUCGAGACUGCAAGCUUCCUCGAAGCUUUGGAUUGCCUGGAACUGUGGCACAGGAAUAAACUUCUCCAACAAGCCAAAGUUCCCAUUCAGCCAUCAUGGCAUCUUGCAAAAGUGGUCAGUGUAAACAGCCGGAGUUUGAACGUAAAGACUGUUUUGGACCAAUUAUCGCCACAUUGAAUGUCAUAAAGAAAGGGAACUAACAGUCAGCUAUCGUUUUCAGGCUUGACAACUACCACAUUCUUAAAACCAACCAAUAUCACACAGAUCACAAAACAAAGACUUCUGUGGAAGAUUUACUGCGUUCUACAAUGCAAAUUUGCCAGGACAUACUGUACACGAUGUACAGACAAAUAUACAGCUCUUGAAGUUUUAACAUUGUUUGAAUGUUAAUUGUUUUGUGAGUGUUUCAGUACUAUAGCUAGUAAUAUAACUGUUGUAUUGUUAAACAUAACAUUAGUCAAUAUUUAUUGAUUUACAAUUACCCUUUUAAUGCAGUUUCUGAAGCAUUCAUUAAGGGGAUAAACUGUAGUCGAAAUCAAUUAAGAUUUAUGUUUUUUUUUCAAGGUUCUUUGUAGUUGACUUUGCCCAAAAAUUGUUUAUAAAAGUUAUACAUGUGCAAUAUACGUAAGUGCAAUUGCUUCCUAUGGUUUUACUUAUUGCAAUUCUGUUGUGAGCAUUCAAACAGUAGGGGUCAAUUAGACUUUUUCACAAAUAUCAGAAACUACGUCACCGCAGGGUAAAGCUACUUCCGCUAUGGGUUUGCAGCUAUUGCUUUAGUUUACAUUUGCCUCUAAUAAUGUUUCUUAUGUCUUCAGUAUGGUCUGUUUUUCAACAAGUCACAACAUAAUAUAUAUAGAAAUCAUUUAUCAUCUUUUCCCAACUGAUUCUGCUAUGCAGGCCGCAGUGUCUUUUGAGUUUAUGUGCUCAAAUGCAGCGUUGCAAUGGUUUCUUCACUAGCUCCCGUCCCAUUUGCAUUCAACCGUCUCCCUCCUCUCAUCACCAUAUCAUGGGAAAUACAUUUUAAAAAGCUAUAUACUCCCAACACAGAUGCAAAAAUACAUAUAAAAUGCUAUUUGUCUAACUGAACCUUGUAUGAAACUCCCAAAAAUAUUAAAUGCUGUUUUUAAAAGUAUACAUAAUCAAAUUAAGUAAUGAAACCAAGUCAUCUUGUCCC
Myxocyprinus asiaticus (Chinese sucker) is the source of this 2777-nucleotide messenger RNA. Its product is annotated as beta-1,3-galactosyl-O-glycosyl-glycoprotein beta-1,6-N-acetylglucosaminyltransferase 7-like. The record is from RefSeq and is a predicted model, not a curated record. NCBI's taxonomy places the organism in Eukaryota, Metazoa, Chordata, Actinopteri, Cypriniformes, Catostomidae. Gene Ontology annotation, molecular function: acetylglucosaminyltransferase activity. Gene Ontology annotation, cellular component: membrane. The coding region runs from base 470 to 1780 and encodes 436 amino acids. The transcript is spliced from 4 exons.